This is a messenger RNA of Pogoniulus pusillus (Red-fronted tinkerbird), 9627 nucleotides long. Its product is annotated as deleted in malignant brain tumors 1 protein-like. Gene Ontology annotation, molecular function: serine-type endopeptidase activity. Lineage: Eukaryota; Metazoa; Chordata; Aves; Piciformes; Lybiidae. Gene Ontology annotation, biological process: zymogen activation. Gene Ontology annotation, cellular component: plasma membrane. The record is from RefSeq and is a predicted model, not a curated record.
AUGGGCACAGAGGCCCCAGUGAGCUCCACCAGGGCCCAGUGCAGAGUGCUGCAGCUGGGCACAGAGAGCAAAGGGCAGGAGCUGAGGCCGGGAGGCUCUGUGCCAGCCGCCGCCAGCCUGCGCCUGGUGGGCACCGGGGGGCGCUGCGCAGGGCGCCUGGAGCUGGCGGUGGGGGGGCAGUGGGGCACAGUCUGCGACGACCUCUGGGGGCUGCCGGACGCGGAGGUGGUCUGCAGGCAGCUGCGCUGCGGCCCCGCCCUGGCCGCCCCCCCGGGGGCCUUCUUCGGCGAGGGCAGAGGCCGCAUCUGGCUGGACGAUGUCCGCUGCCAGGGCAACGAAUCCUCCCUGCUGCAGUGCCCUGCGGCGCCGCUGGGCACCGCCAACUGCCAGCACCGCGAGGACGCCGCCGUGGUCUGCGCAGGUACCCGCGGCGCGGCAGAGCUCCGCCUGGCCGACGGUCCGGGGCGCUGCGCCGGCAGGGUGGAGGUGCUGCACGACCAGCGGUGGGGAACCAUCUGCGACGAUGAUUGGAGCUUCCCCGAGGCCGCCGUGGUCUGCAGGCAGCUGGGCUGUGGCGCUGCUCUCUCGGCCCACGGAGGGGCUCACUUUGGCCCGGGCUCAGGCCCCAUCUGGCUGGACAACGUCGAGUGCAGCGGGAGCGAAGCUGCCCUGUCCCAGUGCCCGGCCAGGCCCUGGGGGGACAACAACUGCGGGCACGGAGAAGAUGCCAGCGUGGUGUGCACAGGUAAGCUGUGUCCCUCCUCUGACUACUCCUUGCAGUAUCCCUGCCAGGACUCCCCCUUGCAGUACCCUUCCAGGACUCCCCCUUGCAAGGGCACUCCUGCGGGCACCGCUGCCAGCGCCCCUGGGCUGCAGCUGCGGCUGGAGGGGGGCCGUGGGCGCUGCGCUGGGCGCUUGGAGGUGCUGCGGUACCAGCAGUGGGGCACAGUCUGCGACCCGGGCUGGAGCCUGGCAGAGGCGGCGGUGGUCUGCAGGCAGCUGGGCUGUGGCACCGCCCUGGCAGCCUCGGGCACGGCUGCCCACGGGCAGGGCUCAGGUCGCAUCUGGUUGGACGACGUCAACUGCACAGGGACGGAGCAGAGCCUGGCACAGUGCCAGAGCAGGACCUGGAGAGCCUCCAGCUGCGGGCACCGGGAGGAUGUUUGGGUGGAGUGCUCAGCCACGGGCGCCUCCGGGCACCACUCCUUGCGCCUUGCUAACGGCUCCAACAGCUGCGUGGGCAGGGUCGAGGUCCUCCACGCCCAGCAGUGGGGCACAGUCUGCGACGACAACUGGGACCUGCAGGAUGCCAGCGUCGUGUGCCGGCAGCUGGGCUGUGGCACCGCCCUGGCAGCGCCAGGCUCGGCUCGCUUCGGGCACGGCCCCGACCCCGUCUGGCUCGACGACGUUCACUGCCUUGGCACCGAGAGUGCCCUCAGCCAGUGCCAGCUGCGGGAGUGGGGGGAGCACAACUGCGGCCACGAGGAGGAUGCUGGAGCCAUCUGCUCGGGCGCCGCUGCCCAGAGCCCCUCGGGGUCCCUGCGCCUGGUGGGGGGUCCGGAUCGCUGCGCAGGGCGCCUGGAAGUGCUCCACAAUGGCUCCUGGGGCACAGUCUGUGACGACAGCUGGGGCCCGGCCGAGGGCAGGGUGGUCUGCAGGCAGCUGGGCUGUGGUGCUCUGCUCUCGGUGGCCCCCGGGGGGCGCUAUGGAGAAGGGACAGGGCAGAUCUGGCUGGAUGAAGUCAACUGCACAGGCAAGGAGGAGAAGCUCUCCGAGUGCCACAGCAGGCCCUGGGGGGAGCACAACUGCCAGCACCUGGAGGAUGCCAGCGUGGAGUGCUCAGACUCCAGCAUCUCCAAGCUGGGCAACCUGAGGCUGCUGGGUGGCCCCGACCGCUGCGCCGGGCGGGUGGAGGUGCUGCACGAGCACAUGUGGGGCACUGUCUGCGACGAUGCCUGGGACCUGGAGGAUGCAGCAGUGGUCUGCAGGCAGCUGGGCUGUGGCACAGCACUCUGGGCCCUCAGUGGGGCCUACUUUGGCAGAGGCCACGACCCCAUCUGGCUGGACGAGGUGGAGUGCACUGGGGCUGAGGAGAGCCUCUUCAGCUGCACUGCCAGGGCCUGGGGGCACAACAACUGCGUGCAUGGGGAGGAUGCAGGAGUGGUCUGCUCAGCCUCAGGAGUCUCUCUGAUCCCCGAGCUCCGCCUGGCCAACGGCUCCAGGCGGUGCCAGGGCAGGGUGGAGGUGACCCAGCAGGGCACUUGGGCACCACUCUGCGACCACGGCUGGGGCCUGGCAGAGGCUCGAGUGGUCUGCAGGCAGCUGGGCUGUGGGAGGGCACUGGAGGCCCCUGGCAAGGCUCAGUUUGGCUCUGGAGCUGCCAAGAUGUGGCCUGAGAGCUUCAGCUGUGUUGGCACCGAGGGCACCAUCGGCGAGUGCAAGAGGAAGGCCUUGGCAGAGGGCACCUGCCCAGGGGGCAGAGGAGCUGCUGUGGUGUGUGCAGCGCCCCCCGAGGGGGCUCCGGUGCGCCUGGUGGGCAGUGGCAGGCCCUGCGCGGGCAGGGUGGAGAUCCUGCACGGGCGGGAGUGGGGCACAGUCUGCGACAGCUCCUGGGACCUGCGGGACGCUGCUGCCCUCUGCCGGCAGCUGGACUGUGGCUGGGCGCUGGCGGCCCCGCGGCGGGCACCGUUUGGGCAAGGCUCUGGCAUCAUCUGGCUGGAUCAGGUCGACUGCAAGGGCACGGAGCAGGUCCUGUCCUCGUGCCCAGCCCGGCCCUGGGGCAUCACCAACUGCAGCCAUGCCCAGGAUGCUGGAGUGGUCUGCUCAGGUGUCCCGGAGCCGGCGCAGCUCCGCCUGGCCAACGGCUCCCAGCGCUGCGCGGGCAGGGUGGAGGUGCUGCACCGGCAGCGCUGGGGAGCAGUCUGCGCCCGCGGCUGGGACGCGCAGGAUGCGGAGGUGGUCUGCAGGCAGCUGGGCUGCGGCAGGGCCCUGCCCCUGCCAGAGGCAGUAGAUUUCGGCCCGGGGCCCUCCCUGGUCUGGUUGGACAAUGUCAGCUGCCAGGGCACCGAGAGCGCCCUCCAGAGGUGCUGGGCCAGCCCCUGGGAGGAGACCAACUGCAGCCAGGGGCAGGUUGCCAGCGUGGUUUGCUCAGGCUCCGACGCCUCCCUGCUGGCCCCUGUGCGCCUGGCGGCCGGGCCGGGGCCCUGCGCGGGCAGGGUGGAGCUGCUCCACGGCGCCGCCUGGCGGACAGUUUGCGACGCGCACUGGGACAUGCUGGCGGCGCAGGUGCUCUGCAGGCAGCUGGGCUGCGGCGCGGCCGUGGCGGCCCCGGGCCAGGCGCACUACGGGCAGGGGCAGGGACCUGUCUGGCCGCAGCGAGUGCAGUGCAACGGCAGCGAGGCAGCGCUGAGCCAGUGCGGAGCCGGACCCCGGGAGGAGCACAACUGCAGCCACAGGCAGGAUGUCAGCGUGGUCUGUGCAGGCUCAGGCAUCGCUGACCUGGGGAGCCUGCGGGCGGUGAACGGCUCCGGAGGAUGCUCAGGCAGGCUCCAGGUGCUCCACGAGGGGCGCUGGGGAGGGAUCUGCGCCGAUGGCUGGGGCCAGGAGGAGGCUCAGGUGGCCUGCAGGCAGCUGGGCUGCGGAGAGCCAGAGGGGCCCAAGGCAGCGGCUGCAGCGCUGGGGGCAGCAGCAGAGCCACUCUGGGUGGAGGCAGUGGAGUGCAGCGGCUCGGAGGGAGCUCUCUUCGAGUGCAGGGUGAAGCUCUGGGGGGCUGCGAGCUGCAAGUCCAAGGAGCAGGCAGCUGUGAGCUGUGCUGAGCUCUCAGGGCCGGAGCUGGGCAGCCCCAGGGCGCUGCGGCUGGCACAGGGUCCGCACCGCUGCGCGGGCAGGGUCGAGGUCCUGCACAGGCAGCAGUGGGGCACAGUCUGCGGCCGCGGCUGGAGCCUGCGGGAGGCUGCGGUGCUCUGCAGGCAGCUGAGCUGCGGCGCUGCCGCCUCGGCCCCAGGCUCGGCUGCCUUCGGGCCGGGAGCUGGCCCAGUCUGGCUGGCAGGGCUCAGCUGCCUGGGCACGGAGGCGACCCUGGCCGAGUGCCAGGCGAAGCCCAGGGGGCAACACCCAUGCGAGCACCUGGAGGAUGCCAGCGUGGUCUGCACAGGCUCAGGCCCUGCCGGAAGGUCUCAGCUUCGCCUCCAGGGGGGCCUGGAUGAGUGCUCAGGGAGGGUGGAGAUCUUCUACAGCAACCAGUGGGGAACCAUCUGCGACGACAGCUGGGACCUGAACGCCGCCGCCGUGGUCUGCAGGCAGCUGGGCUGUGGCUUGGCCCUCUCGGCCCCCCUGGCAGCGAGGUUUGGCAUGGGGGAGGGCCCCAUCUGGCUGGAUGACGUCAGCUGCACGGGGGAGGAGAGCGACCUCCUGGCCUGCAGGGCCAAGACGUGGAGCAUCCACAACUGCAACCACGCCGAGGAUGCUGGAGUGGUGUGCGCAGGCAACUCCAGCUCUGCCACCCUGCGCCUGGCGGGGGGGCCCCACGAGUGCGCCGGCAGGGUGGAGGUGGCCCACGAGGGGCAGUGGGGCACAGUCUGUGACGACAGCUGGGACCUGGCCGAUGCCAGGGUGGUCUGCAGGCAGCUGGGCUGUGGCGGGGCCGAGGCUGCCCCCGGCCAGGCUCGCUUCGGGCAGGGCUCAGGGCACAUCUGGCUGGACGAUGUGGGCUGCACGGGGGCAGAGCAGCACCUGGGGCAGUGCCCGGCCCGGCCCUGGGGGCACAGCAACUGCCAGCACCGGGAGGAUGCCAGCGUGAUCUGCUCAGGUGGCUCCGGCGUGCGGCUGGCGCAGGGUCCGCACCGCUGCGCGGGCAGGGUGGAGGUCCUGCGCGGGCAGCAGUGGGGCUCAGUCUGCGACGACCGCUGGGACCUGCGCGACGCCGCCGUGGUCUGCAGGCAGCUGCGCUGCGGAGCCGCCCUGGCCGCCCCGGGGGGCGCUGCCUUCGGGCCGGGCACGGACCCCAUCUGGCUGGACAGAGUCUCCUGCACCGGCGCCGAGAGUGCCCUGCAGGAGUGCCCAGCCCUGCCCUGGGGGCAGCACCACUGCAGCCACCAGGAGGACGCCAGUGUGGUCUGCUCGGGUGAGCCUCGCCCGGGGGCACGGCGGUGCCAGAGCUGCGCCUGGCGGGGGGGGCCCCACGAGUGCGCCGGCAGGGUGGAGGUGGCCCACGAGGGGCAGUGGGGCACAGUCUGUGACGACAGCUGGGACCUGGCCGAUGCCAGGGUGGUCUGCAGGCAGCUGGGCUGCGGCGGGGCCGAGGCUGCCCCCGGCCAGGCUCGCUUCGGGCAGGGCUCAGGGCACAUCUGGCUGGACGAUGUGGGCUGCACGGGGGCAGAGCAGCACCUGGGGCAGUGCCCGGCCCGGCCCUGGGGGCACAGCAACUGCCAGCACCGGGAGGAUGCCAGCGUGAUCUGCUCAGGUGGGUCCUGCCCUGGCACCGUGCAGCUGCGCCUGGCAGAGGGCCCCAGCCGCUGCGCGGGCAGGGUGGAGGUGCUGCACGGGCACCAGUGGGGCACAGUCUGCGACGACAGCUGGGACCUGAAGGAUGCCAAGGUGGUGUGCAGGCAGCUGGGCUGUGGCACGGCCGUGGCCACCCCGGGCCGGGCACACUUCGGGCAGGGCUCAGACCCCAUCUGGCUGGACGAGGUCGAGUGCAGUGGCCUGGAGCUGAGCCUUGCCCACUGCGGGCACAGGGGCUGGGGGCAGCACAACUGCCAGCAUGAGGAGGAUGCUGCAGUGAUCUGCUCAGGCACCGAGCCCUGGGAGCUGCGGCUGCAGGGCGGCUCCGGCGCCUGCCAGGGGCUGCUGCAGGUCCUCCACGGCGGCAGCUGGCACAGGGUCUGCAGCAUCGGCUGGAGCCUGCUGGAGGCGGAGGUGGUCUGCAGGCAGCUGGGCUGUGGCCCUGCCCUCUCUGCCCCUGCCGCUGCCCCCGCGGGCGGGCACAGCCUGCUGAAGGGGCUCAGCUGCCUUGGCACCGAGUCGCUGCUCCUGGAGUGCCAGCAGAAGGGGGCAGGGCUGGCACCCUGCAGCCAGGGCCACGCCGCGGGGGUGGUCUGCACCCGGCCCAGGGGCGCUGCUGCCCCCUGCUGGCUGCUGUCGGCGCUGCUGGCGCUGCUGAUGCUGCUGAGUGGCCUCCUGCUGUGGCUCACCCUGAGGAGGAGCUGCCUGGCAGCAGCCCCAGCCGCAGGGCAUCGGCAGGGCAGGGACCAGGCUGCUGCUGCCAGCUCCCUGCAGCCCCUGGGGGCCAUCUACAGCCCCAGCAGGGGAGAGGCUCCUGAGGACAGUGACAGCGAAGGGACUCAGCUCAUGGGGGAGGAGGUAGGCUCCGUCCUUGAAGAACUUGUGGCAGAAGCUGCACUGGUGAGGCCGCUCCUGGCUGUGCACGCGGCGGUGCUGCAGCAGCAGCGAGGGCCGGGCGAAGGCCUUGCCGCAGGCCUCGCAGCCGUAGGGCCUCUCGCCCGUGUGCGCCCGCUCGUGGAUCGCCAGGUGAACCUCUUGCCGCAGACGCCGCAGGCGUGGGGCUUGUCCUGGCAGUGCUGGCGCCGGUGCAGCAGCAGGGCGCCGGCGGCGGCGAAGUCCUUGCCGCAGUCGGGGCACUUGAAGGGGCGCUCGGCGCAGUGGGUCAGGCCGUGGCGCUGCAGCUCGUUGGAGGAGCGCUUGAAGCGCUUCCCGCACAGCUCGCAGCGGAAGGGCCUCUCCUCCGUGUGCACCAGGCCGUGGCUCUUGAAGUCCGAGUGGCGCUUGAAGGAGGCCUGGCACAGCUGGCAGCGGAAGGGGCGCUCCUCGUUGUGCACCACCUCGUGGCUGAACAGCUCCCAGGCCCUCUUGAAGGCCUUCUCGCAGCUGGGGCACUGGAAGGGUUUCUCGUCCACGAUCACCUCGCGGAUCUCCAGCUCACCCACGCCGCCGCCGCAGUGGCCAGGGGGUCCCCUGCCCGGCCCCGGAUCAGCCUCAGCUGCUUCCCACGGGAAGGUCCUGGCUCCUCAAGGCUCUCCCCAGCCCCUGGAGACACAGGAGCCCAGCUGGCCGUGGGCUUCAGGCACAUCCGCUGCCUCCUCCGGCAUGGACCAGGCUCCUCCUGUGCCUGGGGGCAUGGAGAAGUCUCCUCACCCUCCUCACCCUUCUGGCAGGCCCUGCCUGCACCUCGAGUGGGCAGAGACCCCUGCCUGCGGCAGCACCGGCCCCAGCGUCGCCGAGGAGCUCGGCCAAGGCCGCUCCGCUCCCCCCGGGCCGUGUCCGGUACCCCCCAGGCCGCUCCGCUCCCCCCGGGCCGUGUCCGGUACCCCCCAGGCCGCUCCGCUCCCCCCGGGCCGUGUCCGGUACCCCCCAGGCCGCUCCGCUCCCCCCCGGGCCGUGUCCGGUACCCCCCAGGCCGCUCCGCUCCCCCCGGGCCGUGUCCGGUACCCCCCAGGCCGCUCCGCUCCCCCCGGGCCGUGUCCGGUACCCCCCAGGCCGCUCCGCUCCCCCCGGGCCGUGUCCGGUACCCCCCAGGCCGCUCCGCUCCCCCCGGGCCGUGUCCGGUACCCCCCAGGCCGCUCCGCUCCCCCCGGGCCGUGUCCGGUACCCCCCAGGCCGCUCCGCUCCCCCCGGGCCGUGUCCGGUACCCCCCAGGCCGCUCCGCUCCCCCCGGGCCGGUUCCGCUGCCGCUGCUCAAACUCCUCCCCCUGGAGCCACUUCCGGGCGCGCGCUCUGCGCCGUGACGUCACCGACGGGAGGAGGGAGGAAGCGGAACCAAUCCCUUGGGAGCUGCUGCCUGCUGCCUGCUGCUGCCUGCUGCUGCCUGCUGCUGCCUGCUGCCUGCCCUGCUCUCUGCCCAGGACCUUUGCUGCCAGCAUGAGAUUGGUCCUGCUGGGCUGUCUCUGGGCCUCCCUCGUGGCAGUGCUGCUGGCAGCGGACGAGGACGGAGCUCCCCUGCAGGUGCGCCUGGCGGGCGGCGCCGGAGCCUGCGCUGGCAGGGUGGAGGUGCUGCACGAGGGCACCUGGGGCACCGUCUGCCACCAGCACUGGGACCUGCGGGAGGCCAGGGUGGUCUGCAGGCAGCUGGGCUGUGGCCCUGCCCUGGCAGCCCCGCGGGAGGCCAAGCACGGCGAAGGGAAGGGCAGGAUCUGGCUGAGCGACCUCCGCUGCAAGGGCACCGAAGCCUCCCUGGGUGAGUGCCAGGCCCGGCCCUGGGGGGACAACCUCUGCAACCACGCCGAGGAUGCCAGCGUGGAGUGCUCAGGAGCAGAGAGCCCUGAGCCAGGACCCAUCCGGCUGGUGGGAGGCCCAAACCGCUGCGCCGGGCGGGUGGAGGUGCUCCACGAGGAGCAGUGGGGCACAGUCUGCCACGAUGAGUGGGACCUCAGCGAUGCCCAAGUGGUGUGCAGGCAGCUGGGCUGUGGGGAUGCUCUGCUGGCCCCCAGAGCCGCCAAGUUUGGCCCAGGCUUUGAUGCCAUCUGGUUGGACGAUGUCAACUGCACCGGGACCGAAGCUGCCCUCUGGGACUGCCAGGCCAGGCCCUGGGGGCACCACAACUGCUACCACGGGGAAGAUGCCAGUGCUGUGUGCUCAGAGUCAGGCAUCGCAGUCUCCUCCUCCGUCCGCCUGGUGGACGGCCCCAGGCACUGCGCCGGCAGGGUGGAGGUGCUGCACGAGGGCGCCUGGGGCACCGUCUGCGACGAUCACUGGGACCUGCGGGAGGCCAGGGUGGUCUGCAGGCAGCUGGGCUGUGGCCCUGCCCUGGCAGCCCCGCGGGAGGCCAGGUACAAGGAGGGCAAGGGCAGGAUCUGGCUGAGCGACCUCAACUGCACAGGGGACGAAGCCUCCCUGGGCGAGUGCCAGGCCCAGCCCUGGGGGGACAACCUCUGCAACCACGCCGAGGAUGCCAGCGUGGAGUGCUCAGAGGCGGAGCUGCCCGAGCAGGGCCCCGUGCGGCUGGCAGCUGGCCCCAACCGCUGCGCAGGGCGGGUGGAGGUCCUGCACCAGCAGCGGUGGGGCAGUGUCUGCGACGACCUCUGGGACAUGCAGGACGCCAGAGUGGUCUGCAGGCAGCUGGGCUGUGGGGCGCCGCUGUCGGCGCUGGGCAAUGCCCGCUACGGGCGCGGCCCUGACCUCAUCUGGUUGGACGAUGUCGAGUGCCAGGGCACGGAGCAGAGCCUCACCGAGUGCCAGGCCAGGCCCUGGGGGGAGCACAACUGCUACCACGGGGAGGACGCUGACGUUGUCUGUGCAGGUGGGCAGCUGCCAGAGCCUGGCCCAGUGAGGCUGGCGAACAGCGGUGAACGCUGUGCUGGGAGAGUGGAGGUGAAACACGAGGGACAGUGGGGGACUGUGUGUGGUUUCUCCUGGGACUUCCGGGAUGCUGCAGUGGUCUGCAGGCAGCUGGGCUGUGGAUCUGUUCUUGAAGCUCAUUUCAUUGCACACUUUGGGCCAGGAUCUGGCCCCAUUUGGAUGUCUCAUGUUGACUGCGCUGGCACCGAGUCUGCCCUGUCUGACUGCAGGCACAGAGGAUGGGGGCAGAACGAGUGCCUUCACUUCUGGGAUGUUGGAGCAAGGUGUUCAGUGACGAGGAUGUAUGAUCCUCGCAGUGCCCUCUGGUCCUGUUGA